Molecule: messenger RNA, 4870 nt
Organism: Pimephales promelas (fathead minnow)
Lineage: Eukaryota; Metazoa; Chordata; Actinopteri; Cypriniformes; Leuciscidae
Product: potassium voltage-gated channel subfamily A member 1
Biological process (GO): action potential; potassium ion transmembrane transport; protein homooligomerization
Cellular component (GO): membrane; intercalated disc; voltage-gated potassium channel complex
Molecular function (GO): delayed rectifier potassium channel activity; protein binding
Source: RefSeq, a predicted model, not a curated record
AUUACCAGAGAGACGGGAGGAUGUUUGGAUUAUGAUGCACAUCUUUUCCCGAAGCAGAAUCUAACGGCAAAAAAGCGAGUGUGGAUUUAUGAGUGGCUUUUUGUUUUUAAUUCUACAGGUCUUGUAUUAAUGAAUAUUUAAUGGCUUGGAAAUGGAGAUAGCUUUGGUGAGUUUUGAUAAGCGAGGAGAUGGAGGCAGUGAUGGAGAAACCUACCAGAACCAAAACUCACUGGAUCAUCCACGCUUGGUCCACAACAAAGAAAUAUACUCCAGAAGUCCACAACAGAGCUCAUGGAAAAUGAACGACAUGAACAACACAAUGAUGGGCUCCACUGAGAAUACGGUGGAGUAUUACAGUCCCCAUUUGUUUGAUGAGGACAUUCUGGAUAUGGAUAUGGACCAUGAGAACAACGAACGAGUUCUUAUUAAUAUCGCCGGGCUGAGGUUCGAGACCCAGUUGGGCACUCUGAACCAGUUUCCCGACACUUUACUGGGAGAUCCUGACAAGAGAAUAAAGUAUUUCGACCCCCUUAGGAACGAGUAUUUCUUUGAUCGUAACAGACCGAGUUUUGACGGAAUUCUUUAUUUCUAUCAGUCCGGCGGAAAAAUCCGACGACCCGUUAACGUGUCGAUCGACGUGUUUGCCGACGAAAUCCGCUUUUAUCAGCUAGGAGAAGAAGCGAUGGACCGUUUCCGCGAGGACGAGGGCUUUAUCAAAGAAGAGGAGAAACCGUUGCCACAGAAUGAAUUUCAGAAGCAGGUUUGGCUCAUUUUUGAGUACCCUGAAAGCUCCAGUCCUGCGCGAGGCAUCGCUAUCGUCUCCGUGCUCGUCAUCACCAUUUCCAUCAUAACUUUCUGUCUGGAAACUUUACCCGAGUUUCGCGACGAGCGAGAGCUUCCAGUGACCAGUCGCGCGAUCAAUGGAACUCAAGAGCGCCCGUCGCUCACCUUCACCGACCCGUUCUUCAUCAUUGAAACCACCUGCGUGAUUUGGUUCACAUUUGAGCUCUUCGUGCGCUUCUUUGCUUGUCCCAGUAAGUCAGAAUUCUCCAAAACCAUCAUGAACAUCAUUGACAUCAUGUCCAUCAUGCCUUACUUCAUCACACUGGGCACAGAGCUGGCAGAACAGCAGGGCCAGGAACACAAUAAUGGCCAGCAGGCCAUGUCUCUGGCCAUACUAAGGGUCAUUCGCUUGGUUCGGGUGUUUCGCAUAUUUAAGCUCUCUAGGCACUCCAAGGGGCUUCAGAUCUUGGGUCAGACUCUGAAAGCCAGCAUGCGAGAGCUGGGCCUCUUGAUCUUCUUUCUUUUCAUUGGUGUCAUAUUGUUCUCCAGUGCUGUCUUCUUUGCUGAGGCAGACGAACCUGAGUCUCACUUCUCCAGCAUCCCAGAUGCCUUCUGGUGGGCGGUGGUGACCAUGACAACAGUUGGGUAUGGUGACAUGAGACCGGUGACGGUGGGGGGCAAAAUCGUGGGCUCUCUCUGUGCCAUUGCUGGGGUGUUGACCAUUGCACUACCGGUGCCAGUCAUCGUGUCUAACUUCAACUAUUUCUACCACAGAGAAACUGACCAAGACCAGGCAUCUCUCAGAGACGAGCCAAAUAUUGGUAGCCCUUCAAACCCAUCUGAUGAAAUACAUGGGCUGAGGAAAUCAUCAACCUCCAACUCCAGAGAUACAGAACACAAUGAAGAAACAACACCUGUUGAAAAGACUAACAUGAAAGCUAAUAGCAGAUUGGAUAUUAAGCGUUCCCUAUAUACAUUUUGUCUGGACGCUAGAGAAACGGACCUCUAGUUCAUCCGUCACCACCCCAUUGCACUACCGGUGCUCGUCAUUGUUUCCAAUUUCAGCUAUUUUAAUCUCAGGGAUACUGACCAGGAGCAGUGUUGUUGUGUCAUGUGUUGAAGAAAUCUUCAAAUUCAACAGAUUAAGAAUACAGAGAGGAAUCAAACAUGUUUGAGAAGACUAACGUGAUAAAUCGAAUAUUAAAUGCUCCUGAGAAAGACAAACCACUAGUCCAUCCAUGCUUAAUGCACCCAAAAUCUGUGCAAUCCAAGGAUCAUUGCACCGCUAAAAUCCUGGAAAGUUGCAGUUAUUUUUUUCAAAGUACAUUUUAAUCUGUUGAUCUCUUGGAAAGCACCAACAGCUUUUAAGAGUUUCUUUUAGGAUUUCUUAUUCAGAGCAGAAAAUAAAAUAAUAAUGAAUUAAAUUAGUAAAAUAUUAAGAACUUGCUUUGAUGGGAUGCUUUGAAAUUCAAAAAUCACAGGCCUUAAUUUAUUGUAUAUAGUUGUUCCCCAAUGUCUCCAAAUUAUGUGAAAAGCCAAAAUAGCGUUUCUUCUUUUAAAGCAUAUUAUUUAGAAAUGUACAUAAUUUUCUGUAAAAUAAUUGUUUGGACUUUAGGGUCUUGAUCAAUACCACUUUUAUUGUUAGUCUAAAACACAGUUUUUGUGAAGUUUGUGGCUAUCAGUAUCUUAAUUUAUUUAUAGCAAUAUUUUUUCACUCAAUUUUAAAACUAUUUGGUGUAUGAAAUCUAAGAAGCACUCCAAGGAAACGGACCACUUUAAUGUGUUUUGCCGCUGAACUCACAAAGAUGAAGCCUUGUCAAUUUUAUCCCUGAAGUUUGAUGUAUUCAAGCAGAAAUGGCCGUGUACAGGAGAGAGAAACCCCUACAAAUGACUGAAGCAUGAUAAUCCACUGACACCAGAGGAGAACUUGAAGAAAAUCCAGUGAUCCGAUUUCAUAUAAGAUCCCAGAAGAGGAGUCAUAAUCAUGACAAACGGAUUCUUCACUCUCUAAACACCUCCGCAGAAAACCUGUGCCUUUGAUCAAACCCUGUGAAUCAGUCGUUUUCUGGACAUUUAUGGGACCAACAUAUGAUGACUUGUACUCCACUUCUGACAGACACCUUUAUGGACUGAACAGGUGUCAUGUAAAGCCAUGGAUUCCAACAAAUCUGUGUAGAACAUAAAUCAUGUUAGAGGAAAUCCCAUGUGCAAUAUUUUAGAUUAGUAGAUUUUGGAUGACUAUGUUUAUUUGGUUUAUUUUUUUAAAGCUUUUUCCUGAUGUAUAUUUUUCUAAAACAAUAUUAUUCUCCAACGGAGGAGACACUUCUGAAUAUCACCUAUAGAUAAAACAGAGUCAGGCAAAGAAAACGCCUCCUUUCUUAAACAGGGGAAAAGCCAUAGUACCUCUCAUCAACAAUAGUGAUCAUGUUAAGAUUGGCAUUUGCUGAAUUGUGUGUCAUCCUUACAUGAUGUGUAUGUGUGCCCUAUAAUUUGAUUUGCUGUAUAUUUGAGUGAUUCAAUCAUGAUCUAAAACAAUGAUUCACAUAGUUUAAACAAUUUGAUGACUAAGAGAAAUUUAAAAUUUGGAUCUUAAAAAAAAAACAUGAUUUUGAUAUGAUUAUCCAAUGCUGUCUCACGACCAAUUCCUGCAAAUUUGUACGAUUUGUCUAAACACCAGUGAUGGGUAGGUUUAGGGGUGAGGUCAGGGGUAGGUCAUUUGUGCGAAUUCAUAUGAAUUAGCCUCCUUAAAUAUGAAUGAAUUGCCUUGAGAUCGGGUUGCAUUAUCAUGUUUUCAAAUCGACAGCUUGUAUGAGUUUCUUAAUGUGUGCUUUUCGUGUUUAGGUCUCAAAACGCACAUGUGAUGAAAUAUCUGCAUUAUUUUAUAUUCAUCGGAGUCUAAAUUAAGAAAUAAUAACAUAGUAUUUUAUAUUGUACACUACACUAGUAAAUCAAAAUAUUUCACUUUGCUGUGGUUCACAAAUAUUGAGUCUAAUACACACAGUAUAUUCUGCAAAUAUGCAACCUUUUCUCCCAAAACCAUGUGUGCUUCACAUCAUUACCUUUAGUGACAAACAUUUUGAUGACAAAUUGACGAUUUUCAUUACUCAUGAUAUAUAUAUAUAUAUUCAUUACUCUUGCCUAAUGCUGAAGUUACAGCAAAAAAAAAAAACUACUGUCAACUGUUACUCAGAAUAUUAAGUAUAGAUCACUAUUUAUUUUAUUGUCAUUCAUUCAGUGUUGCUGCACAAAAUAUAUUAAGAUAGAAUUAAAAUAAUGUUCAGAUUGUCAAUUGUCAUGUCAACUGUUACCUUUAUUUAUUUAUUUUACACAUUGUCAGUGACUUAAAUUGACUUGAAAAUGCUGCUUCUGAUAUGCUAUAAAGUGCAUUUUAUACCCCCGCAGGUAGGACUUCUGCAUACCACACUCAAAAGUAUGAAUCUGAUCUCUGUACUGUAGAUUUAUAUGUAUAGAAGAACAUUACUUUACCUAUACCCAUGAAAAUAUCAGUUCUUUAACAUCUGUGUCACCUGACCCUGUAGAUGCAUUCCUUGAUAUAGGCUAACAGUAAGUAUACUGCUGAUAUAUAUGCACAUUUAUAUCUGUGUAAAAAAGGAUACUGAAGCUUUGAAAUACUUUGUGGAUAAUUUCCAAAUGCUUGAUUUGAAGUGUAAAGAACAUGAUUGAUUGAUUGUUUAUUUAUUUAUUUAUGACAGGUGCCCUGGUUUGAGAGAAAAAACAUUUUUGGGGGGCAGUACAUUUUCUUAAUUCACCUGUUAUUGGCAGAAAGGUAAUUUAUACUCUGGCUACAGUAGUGGAAAUAUUUAUUGUUGGAUGAAAUGGCACAAAAGUUCUCAGAAUACAUGUACGGGUCAUGCAAUUGCACUGGGAUUUUAUGGAGAUGCUGGAGAAAAAUGAUCUGAUUUACAGUAUCUGAAUAGAUGUAGUGUUUUACAAAAUCAUACAAUCAUGUCUAUAUAAACAGUGCUUUAUUUCCUUGUUACUUCACUCACGUCUUUGUCAAGUGUUGCUUAUUCUGUUCUGUCAUGAGAGGGAAAUAUCUCAAUAAAAUGUUAAAUUUGUCAUUGUC